AUGAAACGAGAAGAUUUACCAAGUUUAGCGGAAGGUGAUUUUGUGUUUUGUCGAAAGGAAGACGUCGGGAUUUAUUUUAGAUCCAAGAUUGGAACGGUGGAUCUUGAAAACAAGACCCUUCAUCUUCACUAUUAUCACAUGUCCCAAGAAGAGGAUUUGAGUUUUGAAGAGGCUGAACAACGACUUUUGAAGUUUUCAAAAAGCAAUGAAAUUCGAUUAUUCAAUGAUAAAAAAUUAGGAAUGAAAUCUGGAAAUAUUCGACCAAAGCUUGAAAAAUUGGAAACCACCGGAAAGCCAUAUCAUCCAAACGAUAAAGCAAAUGAUGAUGAUGACGACGAUGCAGACGAUUAUGAAAAGGUUACAAAUUUUGAGAAGGACAAGCAAGGAAAAAGUGACGAAGCGAGCGGAAAACGAAAGAGAGAAGAGAGUAGUCUCGGCUCAGACAAUACACAGACUUUAGACUCGUCACAGACCUCUAAGGAAUCUACCUCGUUGAAAUUACCUCAAUUCAUUCGUCAAGAAUUGUAUAAGGAUUUUGUUCAAGUGAGGAGUGAAAAGAAACUUCACAAAUUGAAUAAGGAUCAAACAGUGGCUCUCAUUGUUGAAGGUUAUUUGAAAGAGUUGGAGGAACAAGAGGUUCCAGAUACAGAGUACGAUAUUUGCAAAUGUGUGAUGGAUGGAGUUGUGAACUAUUUCGAUAAUUAUUGUGAGAACUUUUUGUUGUAUCCUGAGGAGGAAGCACAAUUCGACGAAGAACAAAGGAAACGAAAAUCCAAGAAGGGUGGCUCCAGGAAUCAUGACGAAGACGACACAGUUCCUGCCUCUACCAUCUAUGGAUUGCAUCACUUACUGAGAUUGUUCACAAUAUUACCCAAACUGCUCUCUCGAAUGCCAGAAGGCAUGUCAUUAAGGCAAUCGACACAGUCUCUGAUUUAUCAGAAAUUGGAAGGUUUUUUUGGUUAUUUGGAAUUAUUUAUGCAAAAUGUACAAUAA
This is a messenger RNA of Naegleria lovaniensis, 993 nucleotides long. RefSeq lists its product as uncharacterized. Gene Ontology annotation, biological process: chromatin organization; regulation of DNA-templated transcription. Lineage: Eukaryota; Heterolobosea; Eutetramitea; Acrasida; Naegleriidae. The record is from RefSeq and is a predicted model, not a curated record. Bases 1 to 993 code for a protein of 330 amino acids. Gene Ontology annotation, cellular component: nucleus; histone acetyltransferase complex. The transcript is spliced from 2 exons.